ACGUACUUACGACCAUACAAAUCGAUCCAUUUGUUUACGGAGGUCGUCUGCUACUUCAUCGUAUUCUACCAGUGUUUUCAGAUCAAAUACUAUGCUCUGAAUUGAGUUUUUAUGUGACUUUAAACAGGAACAGAGCUGCAAUGCCGGGAACUGAAGACAACCCGACGGAACUCGGGGAAAUAGAGAAUGUCAGAGUUGUGGUCCGCGUUCGACCUUUAAAUGGAAAGGAGUUAGAUGGAAAUUGUAAAAACAUAGUACACGUAGAUACUAUAAAUAGUGAAAUAACCGUUGAGAAUCCUAAUGCCGCGCAAGGAGAACCACCGAAAGUCUUCUCGUUCGAUGCUGUAUUCGACACUGAUUCAUCGCAGGUCGAUGUUUAUAAUGAAACAGCAAGACCUAUCGUCGACAAAGUUCUGCAAGGAUACAAUGGUACCAUAUUUGCGUAUGGACAAACAGGCACCGGUAAAACUUAUACUAUGUCAGGGGCUAAAACAUCUCCACAGCUUAGAGGUAUUAUUCCAAACAGCUUUGCGCAUAUCUUUGGAUACAUAGCUAAAGCUCACGAAAAUCAGAAGUUCCUUGUAAGAGCAACAUACUUGGAGAUUUACAAUGAAGAAGUUAGAGAUCUAUUAGGUAAAGAUCAAAAUACAAGACUCGAAGUAAAAGAAAGACCUGAUAUUGGAGUAUUUGUCAAAGAUCUUAGUGGUUACGUCGUAAAUAAUGCUGAUGAUCUUGAUCGAAUAAUGUCUCUUGGUAAUAAGAAUCGCGUUGUGGGAGCUACAGCAAUGAAUGUAUCAAGUUCUAGAUCUCAUGCAAUAUUUACAAUCACAGUUGAAUCUAGUCAACUUGGAGAAGAUGGUGAACAGCAUGUUAAAAUGGGCAAACUACAUUUAGUUGAUUUAGCCGGUUCAGAAAGACAAAGCAAAACAAAAGCUACCGGAGUCCGUUUAAGAGAAGCAACGAAAAUUAAUUUGUCACUUUCAACAUUGGGUAAUGUAAUAUCUGCAUUGGUCGAUGGUCAAAGUUCUCAUGUGCCUUACAGAAAUUCGAAAUUAACAAGAUUGCUUCAAGACUCUUUGGGUGGUAAUUCGAAGACGUUAAUGUGUGCAAACGCGAGUCCGGCGGACAUAAAUUAUGACGAAACUAUAAGUACACUUCGUUAUGCGAACCGCGCUAAAAAUAUUAAAAACAGAGCGAGGAUUAACGAAGACCCGAAAGAUGCUUUACUUCGUCAGUUUCAAGUGGAAAUUGAACAACUACGCAAACAAUUAGAAGAAAAUGCUGCAGAGAUGUCCGAAUCGGAGGACGAAUCCGAAGAUUCUGAAGAAACAGGAGAAACUAAACAAGAAAAGAAAGCAAGGCGUAGACGAAGUCAAAUAUUAACAAUGGAAGAGUUAGAAGACAGAGACACAGAAUCUACCGAAAAAAUUGACAAAGCUGAGAGAGAGGAUAAAAGUCCAGACGACAAGGAUGUUAUAGAAUUAAAGAAAACUCAGAACGAAAAGGAAGCGUUACGAGAAAAAAUGCAAAAUUUACAAAAUAAAAUUUUAGUUGGAGGUGAGAACUUGUUGGAAAAAGCCGAGGCUCAAGAACAGCUAUUAGCUGCUGCUGCAAUUGAACUUGAUCAACGUAAAAGCAGAGAAGAACAACUUAAGAAAGCUAUCGAAGCAAAAGAAGCUGAACGCAUUGACAUAGAGGAGAAAUAUUCUUCUCUUCAAGAAGAAGCGGCUGGAAAAACGAAAAAAUUGGCCCGUGUGUAUACAAUGUUAAUGUCUAUAAAAGCAGAAUUGUCUGAUUUACAGCAAGAACAUCAAAGGGAAAUGGAAGGGCUCCUAGAAGGUGUCAGAGGUAUUGGAAGAGAGUUACAGCUUCAAGAAUUAAUAGUAAAUAGUUACAUUCCUGUUCAAUAUCAAACGAUGAUUGACAGUUAUGUUCAUUGGAAUGAAGACAUUGGAGAAUGGCAAUUGAAAUGUGUAGCAUACACCGGUAAUAAUAUGCGCAAAGCACAAGCAACUCCACCCGUGGGAAACAACAAAGAUCAAACACAACCAGAUAUGUCGAAUAUAUAUCUUUCUUAUAACACUGGAAUUGACAAUACUUUUGCGCAACCGAAAAAGAUAAGGGGCCGAUCUGGAGUUCCAAGGCCAACUACUGCACAUAAACGCACUCAGCAUUAAAAGUAUAUUUAAACUAUAAAGUGAUAAAGAUAUUUAUUUUUCACCGAGUACCUUUUUUUUAGUAUUUUUUUCAGAGUAUUAUAUUUAUUUUUGUUUGUAUCAUUUGUAUGAGAACGUUAUACUACAUGUACUUAUACACUUACCCUUACUUUAAGUCGCUUGCGUUUAAUCCUGUUUCGAAUAUUCUACAAAGGAACAGAAUCUCGAUACCUUCCAUUAUUAUGGAAGUAUAUUAUAUAAAAUUGCGACAAUGAACCUUAGUUCGUAUUGAUUAAUAAUAUGUAUACAUUCAUCGUCUUGUGUAGAUAUAAAAAGAAGUUGUGAAAAAUCUUAUAUCUGAAGUUAUAAUCAGUUUUAAUAGAAUCAAAUCUUAUUUUAGAUCAAUUUAUUAUUACUUAUUAAAAUUAUAAUAUCUGAAAUGAAUUGUCAUGAUAGCAAGAUUUUGUGUUUUCACGCAUUUCUAUGUCUCUCUCUGUCUCUCUCUCUCUCUCUCUUUCCAUCUCUGUGAUGUUUGUUAAAUAUUAGAUGUCCAAGUUUAAUUUAAUAGUGAAUAUAAGUACAUAGGAAGUACAUUUUCAUAUUUAAUAGCAUGCAAUCUAAUUAUUACUAUUAAUAAAUAGAAGAUUGGUCUAAAGACUUUAGAGUGGAACAUAUGUACUGUACCUGUGCGAUAAGAAAUAAAAUAAUUUGCUCUAUAUGAA
Molecule: messenger RNA, 2878 nt
Organism: Megalopta genalis
Lineage: Eukaryota; Metazoa; Arthropoda; Insecta; Hymenoptera; Halictidae
Gene: Klp64D
Product: kinesin-like protein 64D
Biological process (GO): mitotic cell cycle; microtubule-based movement
Cellular component (GO): microtubule
Molecular function (GO): microtubule motor activity; microtubule binding; ATP binding
Source: RefSeq, a predicted model, not a curated record